This is a messenger RNA of Puccinia graminis f. sp. tritici CRL 75-36-700-3, 832 nucleotides long. Its product is annotated as DNA-directed RNA polymerase III subunit C19. The record is from RefSeq and is a predicted model, not a curated record. Bases 61 to 525 code for a protein of 154 amino acids. The transcript has 3 exons. Lineage: Eukaryota; Fungi; Basidiomycota; Pucciniomycetes; Pucciniales; Pucciniaceae. Gene Ontology annotation, cellular component: RNA polymerase III complex; RNA polymerase I complex. Gene Ontology annotation, molecular function: DNA binding; DNA-directed RNA polymerase activity; protein dimerization activity. Gene Ontology annotation, biological process: DNA-templated transcription.
AUCUCAUCAACAAAUCACCAUUCACGACCGCUCCUGAAUACCUUCCGAACCGAUCCCGCUAUGGAUCUUGACCCUACACAUCAAUCUACUCACGACCCUGCAGCUGAGGCGAUUCUAGCCGAUCCAGAAAAGGUGACAAUCUUACCUGGGGAUAAGUACGAUGCAAUGACCUUCUCGCUGAAGGAUGAGGAUCACACCCUUGGAAAUUCACUGCGCUACAUAAUCAUGAAAAAUCCGGAAGUCGAGUUUUGCGGCUAUUCGCUGCCACACCCUUCCGAACCAAAACUGCACCUCCGCAUCCAGAUGUACGACAACAAGUCAGCGGCCGGCGCAUUGGCUAAGGGCCUCGAUGACCUCGAGCAGCUCGUCCUUGUCCUCGCCGAGCGCUACCGUGCCGAACUUGACCGGGGAAAAUUCGAACGCUUCGAGGAACCUACAGUCGAUGAACGACUCGAGGACAUCAAGCGCCGCAAGUACCCUCAUCUCUUGAAAGAUCCUCAAGGCGAUAUCACCAUGAACUCUUGAACUUCCUCCCACCCCUUCUCACAAACUUGUCAUCUCUGUAAUACCACCCACACAGAAUUUGUUUUAUUUUUUGUUUCUAAUACAUACAAAAGAGAAAAAAAUCUCACCCAACCUAAUCGAACCAUAACAGGAUUGCGAUCAAACUACACAAUUCAAGAUUUAACAACUCAAUCAGUGCCAUGUCAUCUCUGAAAUUUAUUUCUAAAUUGAGGAUUGAAGAUAGAUCUAUCUUGCCGGUGUCAGAACAUCGUUAUCUACAACCUGAAGAAUGGUGAAAAGGCUAUGUGAAACACCAGAUGGUCCGAAC